This is a messenger RNA of Ochotona curzoniae (black-lipped pika), 1404 nucleotides long. RefSeq names its product lymphocyte expansion molecule (gene CIMAP2). The record is from RefSeq and is a predicted model, not a curated record. The transcript is spliced from 10 exons. The coding region runs from base 1 to 1272 and encodes 423 amino acids. NCBI's taxonomy places the organism in Eukaryota, Metazoa, Chordata, Mammalia, Lagomorpha, Ochotonidae.
AUGGGCACGAAAGUGGCCCCCAAGUGGUUCAGCGGGGCGCCCUUUGGAGUGCAGAGCCACAGGUUUGAUGUCUCGGCUGUCUACCCAGACCAGAAGAAGCAGAGCACCUUCACCGAGGCCCCGUACUCCCGGAGGCACUCUGUGGAAGUGGCCCACAUAGGCCCAGGGACUUACAGCUCCAAGGAGACCUGCUUCAGCAAGAAGAAGCUGAAGAAGGAGGUGGGCACUGGCUGGGCCCGGGCCCAGGAAGCCACACGGCUCACCCAGCUGCCUCACUUCCAGUACCAGGCCAUCCUGAAGGAGAAGAAGCAGCAGGGUCAAAAGCUGGGGCCCGGCUCCUAUAACAUCAAAGACUUCCUGCAACUGCUGAAUCAGAAGCCGGGCAGCACUCGAGGCCUGCUUAGCUCUGGGGAGAAGCGCUUCCGUGGCCUCAUAGGGAACUACUACCCAGGUCCUGGGAAUUAUGGGGAAAAGGGCAAUCCUUACACACGGCUGGAGGAGAACGCCUGGAACCGGUCCCAUGCUGAGGGCCUCCUGUGUAGGAUGAGCAACAAGCCAUCCUCCUUGGCUCACCAGGGCAGUGGACUGGGCCCCGGCACCUACAAUCUUAAAAGCAGCAUCGACACAUAUGUGGCACAUUCCAGCGGCACCCGUGGGCCCUACGACAUCUUCUCGGGUGAACGAAGUGAUCCCCUGCCUUUUGGACAUUACUCGGUGCAGAAGAAAAAGACCACAGAACUGAUGGGUUUCAAGAGCUUCGUGGAAGAACUCAACUCCCGGCAUCACAAAUAUCAUGGAGUCUUCUCGAAACUUCCCCGCAAUCCGGAGACGCCCACGGAGAGGAUCUACUGGUCCACUCUCAGCCAGUGUCCCCGGAAGCUGGCAACAUCUGGGCCUGGCAUGUGGCUUCCGCAGGAGAAGAAGUGUCAACACAUGGGCCUGUCCCCCUUCUUCUUGGCCUCUAAGCGCACCGGCAUCAAGACCUACCAGGUGCUUUGGGGAGGCUGGUGGAGGAAUCCCGUAGGCGUGGGCCGCUACUUCAACACCAGGCUGUCGGAGACCAAGGACAGAAGGAAGCGCUAUCGGUCCUUGUACAUGGGUGUUUGCAAGCGCUACCUCUCGGACCUAGCCCGGGACAGGUUCUUGCAGGAAAGACUUACACCUGAUACGCAUUGGAGGUGCUAUCCAGUUGUGGAUUACAACUCAGAUCCGACCCUUUUAAGACCAUGUGUGGACGACAGUCAGCAGCAACCACAGUGUCUGGAAGCCUGAAGAUAAAGAUGGCCGUGGGAGGAGGGUGGGAGCAGGGAACCUUGGAGAAUGACGCACGAGAUUGCCAAGGAGCUAGGAGAGGCGAGGGCGGGGUCACCUUUGCUGAAUCAUGGACCAGAGGUCACAGUGUCU